AUGAAUACCUCAAAACAAAGCAAAUGAAAUUGAGUUUAUUAAGAAAGUGUUCAUUGGAAAAUUUUAAGAGAUUGAAAAUAAAUAAAAAGCUUGAAAUGACCUCAAUUGGAGCUGUUGGGCUGUUGAUUCUGUUUAUACAUCAUGCUUCUUCAAUUUACAUCCCACCAGGUCCUAAAUAUGCCUGUCCAAUCAAACAAAAUGUUUUAUAUCCAUGUAAAUGUGAUAAAGGAAGUGAUAUAGGAUUGUACAUAAGUUGCGAUGGAGGAAAUUUAGCGAGUUUAGCAGUUGCAUUACAAAAUGUUGCAGCUCUCAACGCUUCAAUGGUUGAGGAAUUGAUUAUAAAGAAUUCACAUUUUACAAUUUUAUAUGGAACAUUGUUACAUCAAUCAACAGCAAGAGUUUUGAAGAUUUACAACGUUCCAAUAAAAUCAAUAAAUGAAUUUACAUUUUUGGGAAUCGAUUCGACAUUGGAAGAGUUGAGAAUUGUAAAUUCAUCGCUUACAACAUUCCCAAAAAGUGCACUUAAAGUGUUGGGAAACUUAAAGAUUCUCGAGAUUGAUCAACAUUUCAUUGAUGGGGUUGCGACGAGUGAGUUUGACGACAGCCAAUUACCGACAAAACUUGAGAAGUUUUACCUCACUAAUGGCUUUGUGAAGGAGUUGGGUGCAAACGCUUUUCAACAUUUAAAGAAAGUUAAAGUUAUUGAUCUUCAUGGAAAUAAAAUUGAAGUGUUGAAGAAAAAUCAAUUUAGAGGGAUGCGCGAUGCUGAAGUUCUCGAUUUAAGUUUCAACGAAAUAUUAAAACUUGAUUCGUCUCACAUUGCUGAUUUAACGAAGUUGGUUUACUGUAAUGCAUCACAUAAUAAGUUAUCUGAACUGUCAAGAGGUGCAUUCGCAAGAAACACCGUGCUGAGGGAGUUGAAUCUGUCAUUCAAUAAUCUCAAACGUUUGGAUGCAAACAGUUGGCGUGGCAUGAGAAUGUUGAGACGACUUUUCUUAAGCGACAACCAAAUCACUGAUGUCGGUCGUGGAACAUUUGGGUCUGUUAGUCGUAUCGGUAAAAUUGACUUAGCGAGAAAUCAGUUGAAGAAAGUCGACUAUCAAAUGUUUGCCCAACUUCAAUAUGUUGAAUUGAUAGAUUUGUCUGAGAAUAACAUCACGGAAAUUCAAAAGCAAUCAUUUACUGAACUUUAUUUGACACAUAUCAACAUUUCUUACAAUUCACUUUCAAGUAUUGAACCGAAAUCAUUCAUAAAUUGCAACAACAUUACGCAUUUGGAUUUCUCACAUAAUCUUCUGGAGAACAUUCCACGAUUGGCUUUCGACGAGAACUCAUAUGCUUCACAUUUCGAUGUCUCCUUCAACAGAUUCACGAACAUGUCACAGAUUCCAUUGCAAAACAUGACUGGAUUGAGAGUUCUGAAUGUUUCAUUCAACCACAUCACAGACAUUCCUAAGAAUACUUUUCCGAAACUUUAUGAGUUGCAUACGAUUGAUGCAUCUAACAACAUGAUAAGUGAGAUUUCCAAUGCUGUCUUCACUCCUUUAUUCUCACUUCGAUCCUUAAAUUUGAGUCACAAUUCGAUAGAAAAAAUUAAACCUUCGACAUUUGGUGCACUUUCAACACUUCUUGAGUUAGAUAUGAGCAACAAUCAACUAAAGGAAGUGUCACGAGGAUCUUUAGCGAAACUUUCUAGUUUAAGAUGGCUCACUAUUGAGAACAACAACUUGGAGAAUAUUUUCCAACUGCCAAUAUCUUUAAACUUUCUAAACUUCCGCAACAAUUCUCUUCGAGAAAUUCCUGAGAAAACAUGGCCUGUCAUGAAUGCACUUCUUUCCCUUGACUUGGGUCAUAAUCAGAUCGGAAACAAUCUUCGAGGUCAUUCUUUUCUUGGCUUGCUGACAAUGCAGACAAUUUAUCUGAACAAUAAUGGAAUUUCUCAGAUUCCAUAUGAAGCAUUGGGUGAGAUGAAGACGCUCCAAUACAUUCAUUUACAGAGCAACAACAUCACUGAAUUGCCGAGAGCAGCUUUCGGUAAACUCCCGGUUGUCUUUGAAGUUAAUCUCCACAACAAUCAAAUCAAUAACAUCAGUAAAAAGGCAUUCGAUGGAUUACUUCAACUACUCACCCUAAAUUUAUCGAGAAAUUCUAUUGAAACGAUUCCAAAUGAUGCGUUCUUCGGUCUUGUUUCGUUGAGAAAAAUGGACUUGUCGGGCAAUUUCAUUGAAAAGUUGGAUAAUAAGACGAACAGCGUUUUUGACGAUUGUUUGAGUUUACAAGAAAUCAACUUAAGUCACAACAAAAUCAGUUACAUUUCGAGAAAAAUGUUUCCAUCUAAUCCUUGGAUUUCUUAUCGUCUUGAACGUCUUGAUCUUAGUCACAAUAUUAUUCCGGUCUUAACUUUUGACAUCACAUUUGGAACAAAAAAGAUUAAAUCUUUGAAACUUUCGAAUAAUGUGAUAUCAUCAAUCAGAAAAUUUGUUACUGGAAACUUAACGGCACUUGAGAUUCUUGACUUAUCUAACAACAAACUCUCAAAUUUAGAUGAUAUUGAAGCACCAUUUGAACUGCCUGAAAAUAUUACAAUCUUAAAUCUGGAGAAUAAUGAAAUAUUCAAAAUAAAUCAAGAUAAACUUGCAAAAAUGAAGAAUCUGAAGGAAAUCAAUUUGGAAAAUAAUCAAAUAACGCAUUUAAACAAAUCCUUGAUUGAUGCCAUUAAAACUGGAGUUUCAGUGAAGUUCAUUGGGAAUCCUUUAAAAUGUGAUUGUGAAAUUCAACCAUUGAAACAUUUCUUACUUGGUCAAGAAGCUUCACCUGAUCAAUACUCAAAUAUUAUGUGUAACGAACCAAAGUAUUUGUCUGGUCUUACUUUACAUGAAGCCGAUGAUCGACGAUUAACCUGCUCAAAUGAAGAGAAAAGUUUUAUUAAAAACUUAAACCAUGAAUACGAGAAGCUUCCUGACAUUCGCUUCCGUGACAUAUUCUACACGAAGGGAUCGCUAUUUAUUCAAUGGUUCGUCUCUUCCAUUUCAAAAGAUAUUGCUGACUUUUAUUUACAUUUUCGUGAUGGAAGAAAUAAAGUUUUAUUGGAAAAGACUCUUGCUUAUGACACCCGAAUUGGGAAUAUUACAAGCACAGAGAUGGAAAGAAUUGAGUUUGAAAAGAAUGUCGAUGUUUGCAUUUUAGCAAAGAAUAGUGACGGUGUUAUUUUGCAUUUCGAUGAGAGUCAAUGCGCGAGAAUGCCAUCGAAUUUUAAUGCAAUUAUGAAGAAGUACAAUAAGCGACCGAGCACUUUCUUCAAGAUCUACGAAGUUGAUAGGAAUAAUUUAGGUCAUAAUUUGAUUUCGAUUGGAAGUGGAACAAAUAAAAUCUUCGGAAAUUCUCCAUUUAUUGUUCUGCUUUCCAUCUCUUUGAUUUUAAGAGCAACAUGAAAUACUCGACAACAUAAGUCAACUAUGUAAAUAUCUACAACAUAUUUAUUAAGAAAAGAAAUAAAAAAUAUUUUCCAUCCUUACGUUAACAUAAAAA
Clunio marinus is the source of this 3528-nucleotide messenger RNA. The record is from the annotation of a GenBank genome assembly. NCBI's taxonomy places the organism in Eukaryota, Metazoa, Arthropoda, Insecta, Diptera, Chironomidae.